UGCUCUGUUUCAUUUGAAACGGGAAGCUAUUGAACAGUUGAGACUUUCACCUGAAAGUAGUUCCUUUUAAAUUGUUUGAUGUUUAUUUUUUAAAAUAAAAUAUGGGAUUAUUUUUGUUCUUUGUCCUCUGCAGCUUGAUGGGUAGUGUUGCUUCUGAUAAAGGAAUUGUGUUAGAACCAGACAGACCAUUCUUGAGGGUGAAGUUAUUUGACAGAGCUGAACUGGAAUGCUGCUACAAAAAUGGACCCACCCAGGUCAUUUGGGUGAACCGCCUUCCAUCUGGCCAAAUUAAACCUCUUCAGAACCAAUCUGAAGAGGUUUUUCAAAAUUACAGCAACUCAAAUGGCAAACAGUGUGGUUUCUUAACCCUGAAGACUGUCAAGCUGUGGGACACUGGGAUCUACCAGUGCCAGCUUAACAACACUUCAGUCUAUACGCAUGGCACCUACUUGCAGGUCUUCAAGCCAAUCGAGAAGACAAUAAACCUCAGUGAGAGCACCAAAAACAAGAUCCUGACAGCUGAAGGAGUCUUGCUGCUGCUGUGUGUGGUUAUUCCUUCCGCCUCGCUUCUGUUCAAGUCAAAGAAACAAAGCAAACUGGAGAUGAAAAAAAUGAAACAAGAAGAGGAGAACAUAUAUCAGGGGCUGAAUCUAGAAGAUUGCUGUACCACAUAUGAUCAGAUAGAACGCUCCCAGACACAAAGCCAGUACCAGGAUGUGUGCACUGCUAUGGAAGAAAGGGAAGAAAUCCUGGAGAAACCAUGAAUGAAAGCA
Gambusia affinis (western mosquitofish) is the source of this 773-nucleotide messenger RNA. RefSeq names its product CD79a molecule, immunoglobulin-associated alpha (gene cd79a). The coding region runs from base 102 to 764 and encodes 220 amino acids. The transcript has 5 exons. The record is from RefSeq and is a predicted model, not a curated record. Gene Ontology annotation, cellular component: B cell receptor complex; external side of plasma membrane. NCBI's taxonomy places the organism in Eukaryota, Metazoa, Chordata, Actinopteri, Cyprinodontiformes, Poeciliidae. Gene Ontology annotation, biological process: B cell differentiation; B cell receptor signaling pathway.